CCCCUGGUAACUAUGUUAACGAAGCCCCCGGUAACUACGAUAAUGAUGAAGCCCCCAAUAACUAUGAUAAUUUCGAAGAUCAUCAUAAAGUGGCUCCAAUAGCUGAUCUUGAAGUAAUUCCUGAUAAAUUAG
This is a messenger RNA of Dentiscutata erythropus, 132 nucleotides long. NCBI's taxonomy places the organism in Eukaryota, Fungi, Glomeromycota, Glomeromycetes, Diversisporales, Gigasporaceae. The record is from the annotation of a GenBank genome assembly.